AUGCAGCACAUGCACACAAAAUCAGUCUGCGGCCGCCUCUUGUGCUCGGCUCUGCUGCUCCCCUGCUCUCCCCACUCCCUACGAGGGCAGGACGACUGCUCGGCGUUAGCAUACGUGAGGUUGAAAUGCCUGAGCAACACUGCGGCGGCCCCCAGGAACGAGGCGCCGGGCACGGCCUCCGACCUGUCUUCUGGCUACUCUUCCGUAGCACAGUAG
Molecule: messenger RNA, 216 nt
Organism: Rangifer tarandus platyrhynchus (Svalbard reindeer)
Lineage: Eukaryota; Metazoa; Chordata; Mammalia; Artiodactyla; Cervidae
Source: the annotation of a GenBank genome assembly